UGCCCCCAUCAUACUCACGAGAAUUGAUUGACAACAACAGCAACACGGCAACAGGUGCUUGUAUCGUUUUAGCAACCGGCCUAGGCGCAAACCACGGAGGGAGUUAUUGUCUGUUGUUAACCUCAAAUAUGUAAAUCAUAUACGUGAAAUUUACCAAAUACUAUUUUCUGAAAAGCCAAUGCAACAUCAAGAAGAUAGCAAGAGCAUCUAGAUAUAACCAAUCAUCCAGCAAUGUUGGCCCCAAUCUUUACAUUGAAGCUCAACCACAAAAUCCAUCCUCGUAUGGUUGCAAUUGGAAAGUAUGAUGGAAAACAUCCCUGUUUAACUGCAGCAACAACUGCAAAUAAGGUUUUUAUCCAUAAUCCUCACACAAGGUUGGAUCAAGGAGGCAGACUUGAAACUACAUCUGGCUCAUCAUCAGAUGUUAGUUUAUUGAACAUAAAUCAACAUGUCAAUGCUGUAUGCACUGGAUCACUGGAUGAAAGCCAAAGGGACAUCUUGUUUGUUGGCACACCAACCAACCUUCUGGCAUAUGAUGUAGAAAACAAUUCAGAUCUUUUCUACAAAGAUGUACCAGAUGGGGUUAAUUCUUUGCUGGUUGGGCAGAUUGGCAGUGACCCAACUCCAAUGAUUAUAGCUGGUGGUAACUGUUCAGUACAGGGGUACAAUGCUGAUGGAGAUGACCAUUUCUGGACGGUAACCGGUGAUAAUGUUUGCUCUUUGGCCUUGAGUGAUUUCAAUGAAGAUGGCUACCCUGAGUUACUCGUUGGCUCAGAGGAUUAUGAUAUUCGCGUCUUUAAGGACGAUGAGAUUAUUGCUGAGAUGACAGAAACAGAGGCUGUCACAUCCUUGUAUUCUUUAUAUGGGAGUAGAUUCGGUUAUGCCCUUAGAAAUGGCACUGUUGGAGUCUACGAUAGAAGUGCAAGAUACUGGAGAAUCAAGUCCAAAAACCAAGCUGUGUCGAUUUACAGCUUUGAUCUUGAUGGUGAUGGUGUUCCAGAAUUGAUCACUGGAUGGUCCAAUGGCAAGGUGGAUGCCAGAAAUGACCGCACGGGUGAAGUUGUUUUUAAAGAUAAUUUGGGGAGUGCAAUUUCCGGAAUUGUGGACGCUGAUUACAGAUUGGAUGGAAAACAGCAACUUAUCGUGUGUUCUAUGGAAGGACAAGUACGAGGCUACCUGCCAGCUGAUUCUGAGAGCAAAAAUGUUGUUGUUGAUAUCAACGCAGACCAGGAUGCAUUGCGUGAAUUGGCAAUUAAGAAGCAAAAUCUUCUUACCGAGCUGAAGAAUUACUCAGAAAAUGACCGGGUUGGAAAAAACGUCAAAGCAGGAGAUCAUCAUGCCAGUGUCUCUGGUGUUGGGAUGAUACCAGCAAACACUCAGCUACAAACAUCACUGAGUGUAUCAACUGGCGGUGACGGUGUAAAACCUCAUGUAGAUCUCACCAUUCAGACUACAAAUGAGACCGUGAUUCGCAGUGUCCUGAUAUUUGCAGAAGGAAUUUUCGAAGGAGAAAGCUACGUUGUCCAUCCGCCAUUAAACAAGCUCUCCCCUGUCUUGCACAUUCCGAUUUACCCGCCAAAGGAUGUUACUGUCGACCUGCAUAUCAAAGCAUUUGUUGGAUACAAAACAAGCCACCAAUUCCAUGUUUUUGAGCUGACAAGACAGCUACCAAGGUUCUCAUUAUACUCCUUCUGCCCGGACGGUUACGCCGAACCGAAAUCACAUGUGAAAUUCACCGUCCACGAGAGAGUCAAUAGAGUCGUUAUGUGGAUCAACCAAAAUUUUCUCCUGCCGUCGGAAGUGGUUGCGGAGCACCAAGCUUUGGAUGUGAAAUUUCUGUCAUUGCGUACUGAAACUCCGUUGUUACUGAAGAUGACGUCAAAUGGAGAAGUAACCAUCCAAACCGAUAAUCUGGAUUUAGCUGGCUCAUUUACCCAAGCAUUGGCAGGUUUUCUUGCUGUGACCGACCUUCAAUCCACAAUGGACUUCCCUGAUCACUUAGAAGAACUAAGGAACAUUCUAAUCAAGGCGGAUGAACUUCACGGUGUUAGAGAAAAGCUGAACGCAGAAAUGGCGGAUCACUCAAAUCUGAUUAGAAGCCUUGUUGUCAGAGCUGAAGACGCUCGGAUGAUGUUUGACAUGCCCAACAUGAGAAAGGGUUACAUGGAAUUAUUCGAUCUGAACCGAGAUUUGAUCAACGGCUACCAAAUUAGAUGCAGUAAUCACGAAGAACUUCUUGCUUGUCUCAAGAUUGUUAAUCAGACCAUGCAGAGAGCUGGAAAUUUGAGAGUUGGCAAAUCCAAAUCGGCAAUCAUCGCAGCAUGUCGGAAUGCCAUUAAAGCCAACAAUGUGAAUGCACUCUUCAAAAUAAUCAAAUCUGGAACUUCAUCUGCGUAGCGACGUAAAAAGGACGUUGAAUUAUCAUGCCUUGUAUUGUCAACUCACAUUGGAAGCACCGUGUAAAUAAAGUCAUCUCUUUUCUGCGUAGAAUAUUCUUUUCCAAAGCGUAGCAAUGGGAUCAUAGUUAGUUGCUAACUGUUUUUGACUCGAAGUCCUCGUUUAGAAGUUGCCUCGUUUAGUUUCGUUGUCACCCUCGUACAUUUCACAAUGUUUCUCAAAAUUGUGCACUCUAGCAAUUUCAAAUACCUGUAUAGACACAUUCUUAUUCCAAACAAACAAAGCUAUAUAAUAUUUGCAUUUAACUAGAGCCAAGAUGUUGUCUAAAACCUCAAACUUAUACUGCUCAGGUUGAUGACAGUGAAAUAAGUUAAGGCUGUGGACCUAAAACAUCCAUCAUUAUCAUCCUUAGUAAAGGAAAUUAUAAUUCUACUUCUCUGGCCGUUUUAUUUGCUUCAAUCUUCAUCUUCACAAAAUGAUUUCUUGUCAUUCUCAACUUAGAUUGUACCUGUUCUUUAUCGCCUGGUAAUCUCACCUAGACCAAACAGUCAAUUUUCUCUUCAACGUUUAAUGCUAUUGAUAACAAUUACAAAAUCAUUCUGGAGACCAGAAAUUUUUAUAAUCUGUGAUAACUUCGGGUCUACAGAAAUACCACUCUGCUUGUUUAAGCGAGUUUGCCUGAUGAAAGAAACCCUGCAGCUAAUGAUUCCCUGAGUAACUUUUGUGUUUUCUCCCUCUUUCUACUGUUUUAUCUUUCUCUCUUCCUAAUCCUUCCACUUUCUUCUCUGGUUAGGACAUAUCUCAGACACACUUGUUAGUCCUUUCUCCAACAUUAUCGAGAGAAAAAACCCACUGUAGUUUAUCGUUAAAUGAACUAAUGAUAACACUUAGAUACUUGAUCGUAUUUGAUGUAUAAAAAAACAAACGUUUCUUCAAAGUGUUGUAAUGAAGAUAUUAUUGUAAGCCAGAUUUUAGCACAUUCACUUCAUUUUACACCCGACAAUGAAGCGAAAUUAUUUUGAGCAAAUAGCUCGUAGCAAUGUAAA
Messenger RNA from Rhopilema esculentum, 3443 nucleotides. Its product is annotated as BBSome complex member BBS2. Gene Ontology annotation, cellular component: motile cilium; ciliary basal body; BBSome. Gene Ontology annotation, biological process: non-motile cilium assembly. NCBI's taxonomy places the organism in Eukaryota, Metazoa, Cnidaria, Scyphozoa, Rhizostomeae, Rhizostomatidae. The record is from RefSeq and is a predicted model, not a curated record. Gene Ontology annotation, molecular function: protein binding.